Molecule: messenger RNA, 5426 nt
Organism: Salvelinus sp. IW2-2015
Lineage: Eukaryota; Metazoa; Chordata; Actinopteri; Salmoniformes; Salmonidae
Source: RefSeq, a predicted model, not a curated record
GGGAGAUGCUCGCAGGCAGAGAUCAAGGCUGGAAUACUUUUCUUGUCACACCCACCAACCUUGGCCCUGGGACGAUGACGUAGAUACUACAGAAGACAUGGCCAAUCUCCCGGUUGGAACCAAUAUGACUGAAUAUCUUCACCAGGCGACCAAAUGAACAAGUGACCUGAACCCUUUGUUCUGAGUCUCGGGGACAAUCGCCUCUACUCCCUGGCAUUCACCAUCAUGAAUGGGCAGGUUCUGGAUCAGAAGACAUUAUGUUUCGUUGUUGUUGUUUUACAAAGAAUAAACUUGAAAAUGUAUACCUGGUAGGGGUUGGGGGAGUAGAGGGUAAAGUUGUUACUUUUCUUCAGCCCUAUUCCUCACCUUAAAUUGGUAGGGCUGCUGUGAUUUUCAAAUGAUGGAUUGUGCUUCUAAAAUGUUUGCUUAUUUGUGUGUUCCUUAUUUGUUGUUUAUCUUUUGCAUGACUUCAUUUUGUAGCUGAAAUUAAUAGCUGAGAAUAAAGAUGUUGUAUUCUAUCUACAAUUUGUCAUGACUAGCCCUAUGUCAUUUUAAGAAUUAUUGUUAGAAGUAUUCAUACUUUUAGAAAAUGAGCUGAUUCUGUAAUAGAGAUAAGGUAGAAAAAGAACCUAGAAAUAAAGUAAGAAAUAACCCACUGCUGGGUCAAAAUAUUUUUGGGGGCUAAAUCAAGUAACCCCAACGUGUUGGGUCAUUCACAUAACCCAACAGUGCUGGGUCAAAAUAACCCAGUGCUAUAGUGACCCAGUGCUGGGUUACAGCAUUUUUUUUUUUAGAGCGCAUGAUUUUCACAACUUCACAGUAUUAUUUCAACCUCAUAGUGUGAAAAUAUAUGUGAAACACAGAAUCACGUUUUUGACUCCACUGGGCCUUUAAUAAACAACCUCAAAGUUCAUGGAAAUGUGUCCUUUUCUGUCCAAAUUCAAGUGAGCUAGUAACCACUCGUACAUMUUUGCCUCCGUUUGAAAUAGACCUACAAGUCGUGCAAGUCUGAGAAUAAUGAUUUGUCAUGUCUCGUGGUGAAAUUGUAUAAAUAAAGAGGCUGGAUUGCCCCUUUGAUUCUAAAGCAGCACAGCCAACACACAGAAAUAACAACACGCGCCAUGAGGGGCCCUGCUUCGUUUUGGCACUAGGCCCUAGUUGCUAAACCUGGUAGACUACUGUUUGUAGAUGUACUUGUAUUACCUUAGUAAUUGUAAUAUCAAACGUGUUGGCCACAUAAAUAUUCGAGUAGAAAAAUACUACACCUUAUUGAUAGGCAUUUUCAUAGGACUUCGGCAGGAAAAACUAUGCGCAUCUUUUGAUAUUGUGGUGUUGACUCAAAAUAUGGAAACACAAUAAUGUAGCAACAUGUUAAACCCUUUUUUUGACUCGUGGCUCUUAUAUUUUAACCUCAAAACAAGAUGCGAAUAGGCAUGCAAAAAAUAUGAAUUGAAAAAAUAAAUGUUCUGGUUUUUUGGACUAUCAAUCUCAGAAAAUGUGAACUACUGUCCUUGCUGGAAAACAAGAUUAUCAUUAUGUAACGACUUACACGCUAGAACGUUAUUGUCAUGGGGAAACUAUAACAAAAUAUAUUUUUGCAAGGGUUUAAAAAAAUUCUUAGUCAAUGCUUCAAUUAGUAAGAAAUGUAAAAACGCACACAGAAAUGUCUGCUUAAUUUGUUAAUGACAUGGAAUUAUCUACAUUGAAUUACACUCGAUAUUUGUCAGAAAAUUGGGAAUAAUUGUAUCUUCAAUAACAACUUACACGAGGCGUAGGCCCGUGUAUAUUUUUCUCCCUCAAGUUGAAGUCACGCCUGCAUUGAUAUGAAUGAAAUAGCCUAAUACCCACCAGUUGGAAUGGGGAAAAAGGACCCGAACUAUAAUAGCCUAGUCCUUCUUAUAAUUUUGAACGUAAAGAGAAAGGUAUGUUUUCCACCAACCAUUCUGUAUAGGCCCAUGAUCAAUUGUAGACGCAUCUUAGAAACCCUAUUCAAUUUAAUCUUCUAACUUUUGGUGAUUGUUUUUUGUAACUAGGUCUAAUAUAUAUAUAUAUCCUGAAACGAUCUGCUCACAUCAACACUGGUUGAACUUAAAAACAAAACACUGAGUAGUAGCCUACAGGCCUUUAUACAGUAAAACARAUCAAAUAAACUAUAUGCUGUGUUACUAGAAUAUACAUAGAAUGCGUAAAACGCUCUUGAAAAACAAAUAAUUGAAGUAAAACACACUUUGGCAUACUCAAACUGGUUAACCUUUUAAAUAGAUUUUAGUCAAGCCAAUGUUCUUAUGCAACUGCGGGUGCCACAACAGCUACAGUGAUUUGACAGAGGCCUGUCGGUUGGUCUAAUAGUCUAAGGUUUAUCUCUUAUGAAAAACAGUUUGCCAAACAAACGUAGGCCUAACCGAGAGUGGUGCUGAUAUACUCUAUGCGACCAUUGGUUUAUUCCUGAAUCUAUUGACGAAUACCUAGAAGUGGCAUCUAGCGAGUUCCAAUAAAUAAUCAUAUUCAGCGAACUAUUUUCUCUGUCUUGUUUUAAUGUUAGCCUGUCUUAACAAUUUUUUUUUUUUUAACUAGAUUUCAUUUCGGUUUUACCCAAGUAAGUGAUUGUAAAAUAUUUAUCUACCCCUUUGUUCACUCCUCCCAUGGCUGUCUUUACACAAAGCUCUCCGCUAGAGAGCGCCCUUGCACCGUCUAAAAGCCCCCUUGCUUACCAACUUGACCACGGUGACGUCACCCCAGCCUGGCGCCUCAAGGCCACUUCCACACCGCUAUUGGUCUGAAAAUCACAUGACAUGGAGCUCCAAGAAUCCAUAAUUAUGUUGCUGAUAUUUUUGGCCCCCAAAAUAUGUCAGCUUCCAACUGUCCUUAUUCUCAUCCAGAAAACCUUUACUACAGGAACAGAAACGGGGGGGAAAAACAACAAUACAAAUAAUGUCAUGCCAGGAUAAUAUGGCUGCCGGUCAUUUCCUCAUGGAUUCUUUGAUGGGAGGAUCAUCUUCCUAUAGAUGCGAAGGCUACUCCAACAGCAACCCUGGAAUGUACAUCCACCCGGCUGCAUCCGAGUAUGGAUGCUCAAUGAUGAGACAUUUUGGAGUAGUUGGAUCGAAAAAAGACGAGGUUCCUCUGAGCAGCCACCCUCUCGGCUCCUACCAAGAUGCGCCUUACCUGUCAUCCCAACUGGGCACAUGGACCUCGGCUUCCAAAACUAACAGGGACGAGCAACCUGUUGCCCAGUCCAGUUUACAACCGUGUUCGUUUCCAACCGAUAACGUCAAAGAGGAGGCGUUCUGUUGUCUGUAUCAGGGUGACAGUAGCAGCAGGGCUAAUAAGGACACUACAGAGUCGGCUACUUACAUCCGGCUUGGGAACAAUAGUAGCAGCCAGACCGACCAAAUCGCUGUCUCGGCGGCGUCCGAAUGUUAUGGAGGAGAGAAACAGGUAUACCCCAGAGGGAGCAGGGGACAGCGAAAAGAGCAGGUCGGGGCAGGCUUUGCUUCUUUGGACCAGGUGACGACAUCUGUUGAAUCACCCAGAGAAUCAACGGUUAAAAUGAGCAAAUCUACCCAGGAGACAGUCAGCGAGGAAAUGCGCAACGAAGAGGACAAACAGGGAAAGAGCAUGAAAGAGGAAAGUGCAAAGACUGACAGUUGUUCUGAUAACUCCGACAGCGAAUUGAAAGAUGAUUUUACARUGGAAAAUGCUCCAGGAAACUGGUUAAAAGCCAAAAGUGGACGYAAGAAGAGAUGCCCGUACACAAAGCAUCAGACGCUCGAGCUGGAAAAGGAAUUCUUAUAUAACAUGUACCUGUCUCGCGAGCGCCGCCUGGAGAUCAGUAAGAGUAUCGAUCUGACCGAUAGACAGGUCAAGAUCUGGUUCCAGAACCGAAGGAUGAAACUCAAGAAACUCAAUAAGGAAUGUCGUGGACGGGAUCAUAUGGCAGUCCACAACUUCACUUAAAAUUAUAUUAUCUAUAAAACCAUUCCAUAUACACCCAAACACACACACACACACACACACAUACACACACACACACACAAAGUGUGCCUUCAUACAAGGACAAUAUUUCAACGAUGCCCAAGAGUACAUUACUUUAUCAAGGAGGGACUUGGUUUCGGGUCAGCAGUUGAAUUUGCCUUUCAACACAUGAACAUUGAAUAGAGGUGCCGGUUGCCCUGCCAUAUGAAGCAACAUAGAACUGCUGGAACUGCUGGAAUGAAAGCAGACUUUGUUUGUUUUGGAAUGUUCCCUCAUUCCGUUGCUUCAUCUUGUUGUCUUUAGUUUAGUUGCUUUUGCUAUGUAGGCUAUGAUAGGCUAUUCUCACUGUUUGCAUGCACAUUGUUGCUUGCGUCAUAUAAGACCCGUUGACGAUUCCUAAAGGAAAACCGGUCCAAUAGAAUAAAGGAGGGGAUUUGAAAUGAAAUAUAUAACAUAUAGCUUGUCCUUCCCCUUAUUAUCAUGUUAGCACUCUGAUAAAGGAAAAGACAGAGGGAGAGAGAGAGGCUGCAUAUGAGAGUGGGAAGAUCAUGGCCGUUUUAAUAGAAGAGAUUGGUUUAAAUGUUAUCCAGGUGACCACAGUAAGUCAAGGUCAUAAAAUUAUUAUGUCAGGACCGUCUCGUGGUAGAAGCAUGAGCUCGGGGUGGAUUUUAUGAUCUGCAAAUAUAAUGUGCUAGCUGGCUGCUGCAGUAAAGAUGCAUCGUUUAAACGUGUGUGGAGGAGAGGGCUAGGCUAGUCUACACAGUGGAGAGUGUCUGCUAUGUACUGGAUUCACCAACGCGCUCGACGGGCUCGCUCUGCUAUGUAGCCUGCCGCCUACUUAUUUGACGAUACAGGACUGUUAUCUCGUCAAGAAACGAAAGGGAUGGAUGAUAAACAACAAUAACAGAAACCUCAAAGACAGCUUGAAUAAAUAAGGACCACCACGACAGAGUGUCUCCGGGGAAAUUCAAGGUAGGACACAAAUAGGUACGUAUUAUUAACUCAGCUGUGAUUUUUGAGAUGUCACGCCUGUCUGCCGGUUGGUCUGCCAGUGGAGCUUGUUUGACAGCGCUCUCGAGCAUGCGAGAUGGGAUGGGUUGUCUGAUUAAACCAAUUGAUUUUACGUUCUUCUUUUGGGAACAUUUUGAGCAUUUUGAACCAGACAUUGGUUUUGUUAUUGCUGUGUUGAUAUCGAUUAUGUAUAGUAUGUCUAAAUAGUUUCCCCUUUAUUAGUUGGGCAUUUUCAGACACGAUUUGUUAUUAUUCUGCGGUUUAACAGUAAGCUAUUUCAAUGUCCUAAUUUGCUGUCGAUUCUCAAUGUUGUACACAAUUAGCCUAUUUAGGAUGACAGUGACAAUGAUAUAAUACAUUCGGAUGAACGAUUCCUAUUUGUUUCAUUAUGCUGGUAAUAGCUAUGUUAUGGUUGACAGACAAUAAAAUCCUUACCUGGC